Molecule: messenger RNA, 879 nt
Organism: Perkinsus marinus ATCC 50983
Lineage: Eukaryota; Perkinsozoa; Perkinsida; Perkinsidae
Exons: 8
Coding region: 1-879 (292 amino acids)
Source: RefSeq, a predicted model, not a curated record
AUGUACGAUAGUCAAGUAUUGGAGUUUGUUGCUGGUGUAUUGGUGUCGAGACUGAAUGAACUCCAUGCUGGCCAGCUUGUGAGUGUGUUGGAGUCAUAUGGACGCUUACCACGACUGAGGCCGUCGGAGGAGGAGAAGGAGGAGACGAGCAACCCGCGGAAUCAUAGUAUCAUAUCUACGGUAAUCGACUUGGUAGUUUUCAAGGUGCAACUCCUAUUCGAAGUGGCAGCAUCAGCAUUGCCGGAUGAUCUAUCGCAGCUGCAGAGCUUUCAGCUGUGCGCGAUAGCCCAGGCAUACUCUAGGCUCGGCUUUUACUCCCCAUCUCUGCUGUCGGCAAUUUGUGAGGAGUUUAAUACUCGUCUUGAAUCUGAUACCACUACAGGGAGUAGUCGGAGGAAGCCUGUGACGCCGCUGGAAGCACACAGAUUUAUAGUGUCUGUUGCGAUGGUGGCUGAUACUACUAGCGAUGAAGUCGGAGGAGCUCUAAAGCGAUGUGUUGAUAAUAUGAUUACGAAAUGCCUUUAUUAUACUACUACUCAACUGGACACUCGAGGGUGUUUGCAGCUGAUAGCAGCUCUGCGAAAGCUGAAGCAUUAUAAUGAGAAGUUCGUGAACACUCGGCUGUUACCGACUUUGAAUAAUCAUUACAUGAAGAGUAGGGCUGCUCCUGCUGGUGCGGAGGAGGGUCUCGCUAGGAUUCACGAUGGAGUGUUGAUAAUAGAAUGCCUUUCGUCGAUGCCACAGACUACGGCUAUGACCGCCAGGCUGCAGGAAACGAUCCUUUACGAUGUGAUUGAUUCCAUCACAGCUAUGGAUUUACCGGCAUCAGUGUGGAAAAUAGUCAACUUUAAUAAGAGCGUUUUCAAGACUGAAUUUUAA